Molecule: messenger RNA, 5011 nt
Organism: Gracilinanus agilis (Agile Gracile Mouse Opossum)
Lineage: Eukaryota; Metazoa; Chordata; Mammalia; Didelphimorphia; Didelphidae
Gene: NEO1
Product: neogenin 1
Exons: 28
Coding region: 1-4368 (1455 amino acids)
Biological process (GO): cell-cell adhesion
Cellular component (GO): membrane
Molecular function (GO): protein binding
Source: RefSeq, a predicted model, not a curated record
AUGCAAACUUUUCUUUACUUUUUUUUUCUCCCCCUUCCCAUUUCUGUUUUUGCAGGGGCCACUGUGAGAACAUUUACUCCCUUUUAUUUUGCUGUGGAGCCAGUGGACACCCUUUCAGUUCGAGGAUCUUCUGUAAUACUAAACUGUUCAGCAUAUUCAGAACCUUCUCCAAAAAUUGAAUGGAAAAAAGAUGGAACUUUUUUGAACUUGGUGUCAGAUGACCGGCGUCAGCUACUAUCAGAUGGAUCUUUGUUAAUUAACAGUGUGGUGCAUUCUAAACACAAUAAACCUGAUGAAGGAUUUUAUCAGUGCGUGGCUACUGUGGAAAGCCUUGGAACCAUUGUAAGCAGAACAGCCAAGCUCACAGUUGCAGGUCUUCCAAGGUUUGCCAGUCAGCCAGAAUCUUCCUCUGUGUUUGUUGGAAAUAGUGCAGUACUAAACUGUGAAGUCAAUGCUGAUUUGGUCCCAUUUGUGAGGUGGGAGAAGGACCGACAGCCCCUUGUUUUGGAUGAUAGAGUCAUUAAACUCCCUAACGGAGCGCUGGUUAUCAGCAAUGUUACUGAGAGAGAUGAAGGACUUUAUCGCUGUAUGAUUGAAAGUGGUGGGCCACCUAAAUACAGUGAGGAGGCUGAGCUGAAAGUUCUUCCAGAUUUUGAGAGUCCAUCUAACUUGGUAUUUUUGAGCCAGCCUUCUCCAUUAACCAGAGUUCUUGGGCAGAGUGCAGUCUUGCCAUGUAUUGCUUCUGGAGUUCCUACACCUGCCAUUAGAUGGACAAGAAAUGAGGAGGCCCUUAGCCCAGAAAGUUCUGAAAGAUUAAUGCUGCUGGCAGGAAGUAUCCUGGAAAUCAGUGAUCUUACAGAGGAAGAUGCUGGGACCUAUGCUUGUGUAGCUGACAAUGGGAAUGAGACAAUAGAGGCUCAAGCGGAACUCACCGUUCAAGUUUCACCAGAAUUCCUGAAGCAGCCUGCUAACAUAUAUGCACAUGAAUCCAUGGAUAUUGUGUUUGAAUGUGAAGUGACUGGAAAACCCAUGCCAACUGUAAAAUGGGUCAAGAAUGGUGACAUGGUUAUCCCAAGUGAUUACUUUAAGAUUGUAAAGGAACAUAACCUUCAGGUUUUGGGUCUGGUGAAAUCAGAUGAAGGAUUUUAUCAGUGCAUUGCAGAGAAUGAUGUUGGAAAUUCACAGGCUGGAGCCCAACUAAUAAUCCUCGAUCAUGAUGUUGCCAUCCCAACAUUACCUCCCACUUCACUGACCAGUGCCACUACUGACCAUCUAGCACCAGCCACAACUGGACCACUGCCUUCAGCACCGAGGGACGUCGUGGCCUCACUCGUCUCUACUCGCUUCAUCAAACUGACGUGGAGAACACCGGCAUCUGAUCCUCACGGAGACAACCUCACCUACUCUGUGUUCUACACCAAAGAAGGGAUUAAUCGUGAACGAAUUGAAAACACCAGCCAUCCAGGAGAAAUGCAGGUGACCAUUCAAAACCUGAUGCCAGAGACGGUGUAUGUCUUCAGAGUUGUGGCACAAAACAGACAUGGUUCUGGAGAGCGAUCCCUACCUCUGCGGGUAGAGACCCAGCCUGAGGUUCAACUCCCAGGUCCAGCACCUAACAUCCGAGCAUAUGCUAGUUCACCUACCUCGAUCACUAUCACAUGGGAAACACCUUUGUAUGGCAAUGGGGAAAUUCAAAAUUACAAGUUAUACUACAUGGAAAAGGGAGCAGACAAUGAACAGGAUGUUGAUGUUGGAAGCCGUUCCUACACUAUUAAUGGGUUGAAAAAGUACACAGAGUAUAGUUUCCGAGUGGUAGCUUAUAAUAAACAUGGUCCUGGAGUCUCCACACAAGAUGUUGUUGUCCGAACACUUUCAGAUGUUCCCAGUGCUGCUCCACAGAACCUGUCUUUAGAAGUGAGAAAUUCCAAGAGUAUUGUGAUUCACUGGCAACCCCCUCCAGUAGGCUCACAAAAUGGGCAAAUUACUGGCUACAAGAUUCGUUACCGGAAAUCCUCUCGAAAGAGUGAUGUUACCGAGAGUGUGGGAGGAACACAGCUCUUCCAGAUAAUUGAGGGUCUUGAUCGAGGUACUGAGUACAACUUCCGAGUGGCUGCGCUUACAGUCAAUGGAACAGGACCAGCUACGGAUUGGAUGUCUGCAGAAACAUUUGAAAGUGACCUCGAUGAAACUCGUGUUCCUGAAGUGCCUAGUUCUCUCCAUGUCCGCCCACUCAUUACUAGUAUUAUAGUGAGCUGGACUCCUCCAGAAAACCAGAACAUUGUGGUGAGAGGCUAUGCCAUCGGCUAUGGCCUCGGCAGCCCUCAUGCUCAGACUAUCAAAGUGGACUACAAACAGCGCUACUAUACUAUCGAGAACCUGGAUCCAAGUUCCCAUUAUGUGAUCACCCUGAAAGCAUUUAAUAAUGUGGGUGAAGGCAUCCCCCUCUAUGAGAGUGCAGUUACCAGACCUCAUUCAGAUACUUCUGAGGUUGAUUUAUUUGUUGUUAAUGCUCCAUACACUCCAGUGCCAGAUCCCACCCCUAUGAUGCCACCGGUGGGAGUUCAGGCUUCCAUACUGAGCCAUGACACUAUAAGGAUUACCUGGGCAGACAAUUCCUUGCCGAAACACCAGAAGAUCACAGACUCACGCUACUACACAGUCCGAUGGAAAACCAACAUUCCUGCUAACACCAAGUAUAAGACUGCAAAUGCAACGACUUUAAGUUACUUAGUGACUGGUUUAAAACCAAACACCCUCUAUGAGUUCUCCGUGAUGGUUACAAAAGGUCGGAGAUCAAGCACAUGGAGUAUGACCGCUCAUGGGACCACCUUUGAACUUGUUCCUACUUCUCCACCCAAAGACGUCACAGUAGUGAGUAAAGAGGGCAAACCUAGGACCAUAAUCGUGAACUGGCAACCUCCAUCAGAAGCUAAUGGCAAGGUCACAGGAUACAUCAUUUACUACAGUACCGAUGUGAAUGCCGAGAUUCAUGACUGGGUGAUUGAGCCGGUGGUGGGCAACAGACUGACUCACCAGAUCCAGGAGCUGACCCUCGACACGCCCUACUACUUCAAGAUCCAGGCGCGCAACUCCAAGGGCAUGGGCCCCAUGUCCGAAGCGGUCCAGUUCCGAACCCCCAAAGCGGACUCCUCUGACAAAAUGCCUAAUGACCAAGCUUCAGGGUCUUCGGGAAAAGGAAGCCGACCUCCAGACACAGGAUCUGACUACAAGCCUCCGAUGAGCGGCAGCAACAGCCCCCACGGAAGCCCCACCUCCCCUCUGGACAGCAACAUGCUCCUGGUCAUCAUCGUCUCCAUCGGCGUCAUCACCAUCGUGGUGGUGGUGAUCAUCGCCGUGUUCUGCACCCGCCGCACGACCUCUCACCAGAAAAAGAAACGAGCUGCCUGCAAAUCUGUGAACGGUUCCCAUAAGUACAAAGGAAAUUCCAAAGAUGUCAAACCUCCUGACCUUUGGAUCCAUCAUGAGAGGCUGGAGUUAAAGCCCAUUGAUAAGUCUCCAGACCCAAACCCAAUCAUGACUGAUACCCCAAUCCCACGAAACUCUCAAGAUAUUACGCCUGUUGAUAAUUCCAUGGACAGCAAUAUCCAUCAAAGACGGAAUUCAUAUAGAGGGCAUGAAUCAGAGGAUAGCAUGUCUACGUUGGCUGGAAGGCGAGGAAUGAGACCAAAAAUGAUGAUGCCUUUUGACUCUCAGCCACCUCAACCUGUGAUUAGUGCCCAUCCCAUCCAUUCCCUCGAUAACCCUCACCAUCAUUUCCACUCCAGCAGCCUCGCCUCUCCGACCCGCAACCAUCUCCACCUUCAGGGCAGCCCAUGGCCCAUUGGCACAUCCUUGUCCCAUUCAGACAGGGCUAAUUCCACAGAAUCUGUUCGGAAUACCCCCAGUACGGACACCUUGCCAGCUUCCUCGUCUCAGACGUGCUGUACUGACCAUCCAGACCCAGAGGGUGCCCCCAGCUCCUCUUAUUUGGCCAGUGCCCAGGAAGAAGGCUCCGGCCCCAAUCUUCCUACAGCCCACGUCCGGCCCUCUCAUCCCCUAAAGAGCUUCGCUGUGCCAGCAGUUCCACCUCCAGGGCCUCCUACCUAUGACCCUGCCUUACCAAGCACACCGUUACUGUCCCAGCAAGCUCCCAACCAUCACCUCCACUCCGUGAAGACAGCGUCCAUCGGGACGUUGGGGAGAAGCCGGCCUCCCAUGCCAGUGAUCGUUCCCAGCGCCCCGGACGUGCAAGAGACCACCAGGAUGCUGGACGACUCGGAGAGUAGCUAUGAACCGGACGAGCUGACCAAAGAGAUGGCCCACCUGGAAGGACUAAUGAAGGACCUUAAUGCCAUCACGACGGCGUGAGCGCCUCCAGCCAGACGGGACUCCAGACCCCAUUCCCGGAGCCUCGGCACUGGGCCUUGGAGCGAGGACUUGUACAGAGUAGGAGAAGCCAGCACACGCCCAGGUGACCCCGCGCCGUGCCGCCCGGCCCUCUGCCUCCGAGGCCUCGGGGAGUCCUGGGGAAAGGCCGCCUCCGGGCCGAGCUUCCCGCCAGGCUCCGCUCGGCACCGUGCUGGCGCCGCCCUUAUCGAGUAUCGGACCUUGGCAUUUGUGUACAAUUUAUUUGUUUCUUAUUUUAUUUUAUCUUUUUUUAAAAAAAAAAGGGAAAACCUUUUAUGUAAUCCAAAAAAGAAAGAAAAACUAGAGUGUUGUUUUCCACAGCCUGGCCUGACAUUUGACUGCUUGUUUCUCUUGUGUAUGGAAAAUCAUUGACAGUGUGGCUUGUUCUGGGGUUCUGUUUGUUCUGGUUCUGAGUGAUCUGUCCUCGCCAACAGUCAGUCCAUCACUUGGGAGGGAGGGGGGCCAGUGGGAGGGAUGUUGCAUUGCUAUUUGUAAGCUUUUUUAUUAUUAUUAUUAUUUUUUUAUUAUAAUUAUUAAAGGCCUGACUUUCUCCUCUCAUCACUGUGAGAUUACAGAUCUGUUUGAAUGAAAUGUAACCAUGAAA